Messenger RNA from Phragmites australis (common reed), 936 nucleotides. Its product is annotated as protein PEROXIN-4. Bases 204 to 677 code for a protein of 157 amino acids. NCBI's taxonomy places the organism in Eukaryota, Viridiplantae, Streptophyta, Magnoliopsida, Poales, Poaceae. The transcript has 6 exons. The record is from RefSeq and is a predicted model, not a curated record.
CGCGCACCCACCUGCUCUUCACAUCUCCUGACCCCAGCGCUCCCGACCAAGCACCGUCGCGGCAGCACGAGCUCCUCCCGAUUCGCCAUAGCAACCUCCGGGGAGGCGUGGAGUCGGCUUUCCCCACGCCGGAAUCGAAGUCGCUUCAAAUUGUAACACUUUCAUCGUAUUAGCUCUGUGGUCAUCAGUAAAGAAGAGAGAAGAUGCAGGCAUCUAGAGCAAGGCUUUUCAAGGAGUAUAAGGAGGUACAGCGAGAGAAGUCAGCUGACCCAGAUAUCCAAUUAAUAUGUGACGAUUCAAACAUAUUCAAGUGGACUGCUCUUAUCAAGGGCCCUUCAGAGACACCUUAUGAAGCUGGUGUAUUUCAACUUGCGUUUGCAAUUCCAGAGCAGUAUCCUCUGCUGCCUCCACAAGUUAGAUUUCUGACCAAAAUUUUCCACCCAAAUGUGCAUUUCAAGACAGGUGAAAUUUGCCUGGAUAUCUUGAAGAAUGCAUGGAGCCCUGCAUGGACCCUUCAGUCUGUUUGUAGAGCAAUAAUUGCGCUGAUGGCCCAUCCUGAACCAGACAGCCCACUUAACUGUGAUUCAGGCAAUCUCCUGCGAUCAGGUGAUAUUAGAGGCUUUCAGUCAAUGGCCCGCAUGUAUACAAGGCUGGCUGCCAUGCCAAAGAAAGGUUAGCUGAAGAGGGGUGAAAGGAAACAUGUACCAGUGGGGGCGUUUCAUGCAUGACUACAAGUUGUUAUGUACCUUGUGUCGUCUGUUUAUGAACUUGUGGUGCUUGUUUCUUUACCACGUAUACGUGUGUAUUCUGCGGUAAAAGGGAGAAAACAUGAAUCUGGGAUGCUUGGUGUAUAAUGUAAUGAAUCUUGUGAUUCGGUUGUUGGUACCACUAAUUUGUUGCAGUGUUCACUGUUUCAAUUAAUUUGUAUUUGUAGCA